Molecule: messenger RNA, 1196 nt
Organism: Aspergillus saccharolyticus JOP 1030-1
Lineage: Eukaryota; Fungi; Ascomycota; Eurotiomycetes; Eurotiales; Aspergillaceae
Product: SNUT3/LISCH7 family protein
Exons: 2
Coding region: 255-968 (237 amino acids)
Biological process (GO): RNA splicing
Cellular component (GO): precatalytic spliceosome
Source: RefSeq, a predicted model, not a curated record
AAGUCCCAUUGCCUGGAACUAGCUCGUGCGUGCUUCAACCCGCUCAAUUACAUGCAAUUGAUAACCGCUUUGAUAUGACUACCAUCAUGAAAUGACCUUCAUUGAAGCCUUCCCACCAGCCAUCUUACCAUAUCCCGUGACCGUCAUAAAUCGCCGCGGGAACAAAACCUCACGCCUCAACUUCACAACACAAGUUUACCCGUCUUUUUGGCGCAUACCACUAUCUCGAGGUCAGAUCCACAGACACUAAAGAAAUGGCAGAGCCUUCAACAAAACGCGCACGGAGACCCGAUAGUUCUACAAUGUGGGAUCAAGACAGGAGAACAAGAUCGCCCGAGCCAGAGCUAGAUUACACCAGAAGUCCGCGGCGGGAGCAUGGAAAGGAGCACGUCCGGCGCGAUGGACCUAGAGAUGAUCGAAGAUACCGUUCUCGCUCGAGGGAUAGGAGAGAUAGACGGCGUGAUAGGAGCAGGUCAGGAGAUCGCCGGGACCGCGACCGCAGAGACAGAGACAGAGAUGGACGAGGUACAAGGGAGAGGAGCGUCAGCAGGGAGAGGUACCAUGAUAGACGAGGAUACCCAUUGAAAGGGGACAGAUAUCGAUCGCGGUCCCCUAUCCGAAAUGGCAACAGAGACAGAUCCAGGACGCCACCCAGAGGUCCUCGAGGGGACCGCAACACCGAUCGCAAAGAUCCCCGAACACAGUCAAAUGAUGUUGUGGAUACGAAAUCGCGACACAACCGGCCUCAUGGCGUGACCGAAAUGGACAUCGACGAACCCGCCGACGAGGACGAGUUCGAAGCGAUGAUGCGUCGGAGCAUGGGCUUCACAAGGUUCCGAAGUACGAAAAAUACUAAGGUUCCUGGUAAUAAUGUCUAUGGGGUCAGGAAAGAGAAGAAAACGGAGUACAGACAGUACAUGAACCGUGUAGGAGGAUUCAACCGACCACUCAGUCCAUCGCGGCAGUGACUUCACAAAAUCUACUCUUCUCCAGGCUUUGUGGCCUGCCCAUUACAAGCCAUUUUCUCAUUCGUGUCUUUUCAUCUUCUUGUUAUCUUUUUUUUUAUUGGGUGAUAUCAUUGUUUUUGUUCCUCAUGGGUUUGCCGCAAAAUGCAUUGAUGGAGUACGACUACGGGUGGCCUUUGCUUUUUUCAAACUUAAGGAAACAGGCGCAUAAAUAUCAUGAAAUUCUGCCUG